Messenger RNA from Sitodiplosis mosellana (orange wheat blossom midge), 1464 nucleotides. RefSeq lists its product as uncharacterized. The record is from RefSeq and is a predicted model, not a curated record. Bases 1 to 1464 code for a protein of 487 amino acids. NCBI's taxonomy places the organism in Eukaryota, Metazoa, Arthropoda, Insecta, Diptera, Cecidomyiidae. The transcript has a single exon.
AUGAUCGCCUCGAAAUCAAGUUCAGCGCUAUUGGCAACAGCAAUCGUAAGAGUUGUUUCAAGAAAUGGCGAAAAAUUGCGUUUACGUGCACUCAUCGACCCAGGUUCUCAAUCAGCGUUCAUAACAGAAAGCGCUGCACAGUUAUUGCGUGUGCCAAGACUGAAUGUAUCUGGUUCUGUAAGUGGUAUUGGAAAUGAGUUGACGACGAUAAAAAAUAGUGUCAUGAUCACAGCAUAUUCGCGCUUCAGCGAUGAUUAUUUUUUGACCACGGAAGCUGUAAUUUUACCUAAACUGACGGGUUAUGUGACAGUUGAUGAAAAUUUGGCAGAAUAUGAUCAUUUGGCUAAUUUGCGUACAGCAGAUGUGAUCACUGAGCAAAGCGGUUCCAUUGAUUUGUUGUUGGGUGUUGUAGAAUACACUAAAAUUUUGAAAGCUGGCUUGAUUAAGUCACACGACGAAGCACCGGUGGCUCAAAAUUCCGAGUUGGGCUGGCUCAUUAUGGGUGCAGUCGGCAGAGUUGCGAAGCGAGUAAAUGUAAACAUUGCAAGUCUGGUUUCGAAUGUCGAAUUAGAUAAAAAAUUGGCUGAAUAUUUCGCGGACAACGAUGUGUUAGAAGACGAAGAAGAGAUGUCUGCGGAAGAGCAAUUUUGCGAAAAUUUUUAUCAAGAAACCACUUCGCGUAAUGAGAAUGGCGUGUUCACGGUAAAAAUGCCAUUCAAGGAUGGUGAGCCCGUUUUAGGUGAAUCAAAAAAGUGUGCGUUAGCAACGUUGUUCAGUAUGGAAAAGAGAUUUGCCAAAGCACCGAAUAUGAAAAAACUGUACGUGGAUUCGAUGAACGAAGCAAUCGAAAGCGGCCACAUGGAGCGGGUGGAAAUUGAGCCGAAAAAUGCUCAUUUCAUACCGCAUCAUGCGGUUAUGAAGGACAGCACAACGACAAAGUUAAGAAUUGUGCACAACGCGUCACAAAAAACGAGCAACGGUCGCAGUUUAAAUAGCCAAUUAGCAAUUGGAAAAAUGGAGCAAGCAACGAUUUUAACUUUGAUUUUGCGUAAUCGUCAACACAAAAUCGCGUUUGUAGGAGACAUCGAAAAAAUGUACAAACAGAUCAAAUUGCAUGAAAGUCAACAACAUUUGCAAAUGGUGCUUUGGAGAGAAAAUACGAAUGAAUCAGUGAAAAUGUAUAAAUUAACGACGGUUAUGUUUGGUUUGGGUCCAGCACCAUUUCUGGCGAUCAGAACAUUAAAAGAGUUAGCAAACGAAGUAGAACGUGAGUAUCCGUUGGCCUCAUUGGCAUUGAAAAACAAUUUUUACGUCGACGAUUACAGUGAUGGAGCGGACACUGUGCAACAAGCAUUGGAUAAGUGUUCUCAACUCAAGCUGGCGUUAAAAAGCGCUGGAUUCAAUCUACGAAAAUUUGCCAGUAAUUCAGCUGAAUUUUUGGCACAUUUGCCUGAAGCUGACUAG